AUGUUACUGGCUGGUUUUACUAUCAGGAAUGUUCCAUUUUUCAGUACGCACGUCCAUAUUAAUAGCACAUGGUCUUCAACUUUAAGAAACAUUGCCCUUACCCUUAUCCUAAUAAAAGCUGGACUUGGACUCGAUCCACAGGCUUUGAAGAACUUGAAGAGAGUUUGUUUCAGAUUGUCUGUGGGUCCAUGCCUCAUGGAGGCUUGUUCAGCUGCUGUUGUUUCCCACUAUCUUAUGCAUUUUCCCUGGGAAUGGGGAUUUCUAUUAGGUUUUGUAGUAGGUGCUGUCUCUCCUGCCAUUGUUGUCCCUUCCAUGCUACUUUUGCAAAAACAUGGAUAUGGUACUGAGAAAGGCAUUCCAACCUUACUGAUAGCUGCUAGCAGUUUGGAUGACAUCAUAGCUAUCACUGGAUUCAGUACAUGCAUGGGCAUAGCCUUCUCCACAGGUAAUGUAUUUUCUAAUCUCCUACACUCUUUUCGGAAUAUAGUUUCUGGUAUCCUGCUAGGAGUGGUUUUGGGAAUUUUUGUUCGCUAUUUUCCAAGUGAAGAUCAGACAAAUCUUGCAUUGAAGAGAGCAUUCCUUGUUUUGAGUAUGUGUGUUACUACUGUCUUAGUCAGCAAUCACUUUGGUAUACAUGGAGCUGGAGGAUUAUGCACACUAAUGCUGACUUUCAUUGGAGGACUGAGUUGGUCCAAAGAUAAGAUUGGAGUCCAAAAUGUUAUUUCAAUUGCAUGGAAUAUUUUUCAGCCCCUUCUUUUUGGUUUGGUUGGAUUGGAAGUAUCUGUUGCAUCUCUUAAAUCAAAUGCUAUAGGCGUUUCUGUUGCUACCAUGAGUUCGGCAUUAUUGAUGCGAAUUUGUUUUACUUUUAUUUUGAUGUCUUGUGCUGGUUUUAAUCUUAAGGAGAAAAUAUUUAUUGCUCUGUCAUGGAUACCCAAAGCUACAGUCCAGGCUGUAUUAGGUCCUCUGGCUCUAGAAACAGCAAGAACCAGUGCACCCAACUUGGAACCAUAUUCGAAGGAUGUGAUGACUGUAGCAUUUUUAGCCAUCUUGAUCACAGCUCCAAAUGGAGCUCUAAUUAUUAACUUGCUGGGGCCCAAAUUACUUGCACAACAGGAUCCAAACAAAAUAGUAGUGUAA
This is a messenger RNA of Molossus molossus (Pallas's mastiff bat), 1137 nucleotides long. RefSeq names its product sodium/hydrogen exchanger 9B1-like. Lineage: Eukaryota; Metazoa; Chordata; Mammalia; Chiroptera; Molossidae. The transcript has 8 exons. Gene Ontology annotation, biological process: proton transmembrane transport. Gene Ontology annotation, cellular component: membrane. Bases 1 to 1137 code for a protein of 378 amino acids. The record is from RefSeq and is a predicted model, not a curated record. Gene Ontology annotation, molecular function: antiporter activity.